This is a messenger RNA of Alternaria rosae, 1587 nucleotides long. RefSeq lists its product as uncharacterized. Gene Ontology annotation, molecular function: protein binding. NCBI's taxonomy places the organism in Eukaryota, Fungi, Ascomycota, Dothideomycetes, Pleosporales, Pleosporaceae. The transcript has a single exon. The coding region runs from base 157 to 1374 and encodes 405 amino acids. The record is from RefSeq and is a predicted model, not a curated record.
CUUCGCUACAUCACCAUUCAAGUGCGCCCGCUUUCCUGGUAGUGUACCUUAACAACACUACACAGUCCUGAUCAAGAUCUUUUCGACUACUUCCCACAUGUCCAACGAAUUAGGAUAGGUCGUCUUUCUGCACUGCUCUGAGUUCCCAGACCCACCAUGUUCAAGAAGUUCAAGGAUAAGAUAAAGGGCGAUGACAGCUCUUCAAGGCCGUCAUAUGGGACAGAUCAACACAACCAGCAUUCAAACAACCCUUACUACAGCUCGCCUCAAGACCAGCACCAUAACAUAGCGCCCACGGAGAAGUAUCAAGCACCACCUGGCCCACCGCCGAACCAGGCUUCAUCCUCGUCUGGGUACUCCGCUCCGCCAGGUCCUCCACCGAGCCACGGAUCGUCGUCUUAUACUGCUCCUCCAGGGCCUCCACCUAAACAAGAGUUUUCAGGUUACGCACCCCCGGCCGGAUCACCUCCUUCGUAUCCACAGCAACCCCCUCCUAGCUGGGAUCCUCCGCCAUAUCACGACUGGACAGUCGUACCUGACACUGCACUUCUACCUCCACCACCUUCGAUGGGUUACGAUAGUUCUCCCACUGCUAAUGCGUCUACUGAAGAUGGCGAUCGUGCUUUGGCUUGGACCAACAUGAAUCCUUUGUGGCCACCGCAGAACCUGCAGCCUAGCACUCAUGCUGCGAUUCAAAAGGGUCAGCUUGCUCUACUGAAAGCGCCAUCCUAUCUGGGCGAUCUACUCCCUCAACCUCAAGCAGGCCACUGGCGUUGUCGCACCCAUGCGAAUUGCAGGGAUUCGAGUAUUCUCACGAAUCUGCCCAUGUACAGCGUGUUUUGGGACUCACCACUCAACACACAACGCUCCAAGACUGUCUACUUCGAACUCAAAAUCCUUGGAAUUGGUCGCGGUGGUUUCUCCUUCUCAGAAGCAGACGCUGGUAUCGCGAUAGGCUUCGUUGCGCCGCCUUACCCCACGUUCCGUCUCCCAGGUUGGGAGCGUGCCAGCCUUGGUGUGCAUGGAGAUGAUGGAAGAAAGUACGUCAAUGAUGCAUGGGGCGGCAUCGACUUUACCUCGGCUUUCAAGCCCGGCGAUACCGUGGGUAUUGGUAUCACCUUCUCAGUUCCGCGCAACCCGCCAUCCUACGAACAGUCGCAACAGGGAAGGAUGCUAGAUAUCGACGUGUUCUUCACGCGUAAUGGAGUGAAGGAAGGUGGCUGGGAUGGCAACGAGGAGCUCGACGUGCGAAGCGAGGGCGGCAACACGGGACUGAGGGGCGAAUGUGAUCUCUUUCCGGCGAUUGGCGUGUUUGGUGGUGUGGAUUUCGAUGUCUUCUUUCAUCCAUCACAGUGGCUUUACCGCCCAUACUGAGAUAACCGGGGUACAUGAUCAAGGCUCUCAGGUAAAGGCAGUAUGCACUUGCAGUGAGAUAGAGGUCCUGCAACCUCACUUGUAUGCCGUACGACUAAUGUUAGUAUAUUCUUUAAUCUCACAGCUUGCUUAUUGGUCUCUCUAUCAUCUUCUGGAUCCUUGAGCUAAGCUACAUUCUGCAAUUAUAAUCGAUUCUUGCUAUCACUCAAUCAA